This is a messenger RNA of Colletotrichum destructivum, 1997 nucleotides long. Its product is annotated as Putative Receptor L-domain superfamily. The record is from RefSeq and is a predicted model, not a curated record. Lineage: Eukaryota; Fungi; Ascomycota; Sordariomycetes; Glomerellales; Glomerellaceae. The transcript is spliced from 4 exons. Gene Ontology annotation, cellular component: plasma membrane; fungal-type cell wall. The coding region runs from base 283 to 1491 and encodes 402 amino acids. Gene Ontology annotation, biological process: fungal-type cell wall organization.
GCUAGCGCCAGCCCACGCCAUCUUGCUCACCACACAAAGUCGGUCUCGUCCCUCCCUCCAGCUUUCCCAGACCAUAUUCUCCCUCUUCCCUUUCCGUGACAGCUUCGUUUCCUGUUCGUUUUGACAUUCUAUUCCCGUCUCUCGUUCAUCACUGUACCCACAAAGGCUCUCCUUUCCCGCCUUUCUCAGCUUCCUUUUCUUUAUCUCCAAGAGAAAACGAAGUCCAACGACCAAAAACAAACACAAUCAACACACGUGGAUAAAGCGUCCAGAUCAAUCACAAUGUACUCCAAGAUCAUCCCCGCCCUCGCGGCCCUUGGUGCCGGUGUUGUGUCCGCCCAGAGCAGCAGCAACAUUUGCUCCUCGGCCACCCUCACCAUCACCGAUGCCGCCAUGGCCACCAACAUCCCUUGCGGCACCAUCAACGGUGCCGUCAAGAUUGCAGAGGACAUAACCGGCAACGUCGACAUCAACGGCCCCAGGACCAUCAAGGGCGACCUGAUCGUUACCAACGUCACUCAGCUUGUUGGCCUCAGCAGCUCCACUCUCGCCUCCGUUGAGGGCACCUUCAAGAUGCAGGGCCUGACUGUCCUCUCUAACCUUCAGUUCACUUCGCUCACCACUGUCGGCUCCAUCGACUGGGUUACUCUGCCUGCCCUCGGCUCCCUCGUCUUCGGUACCGCCGGUGUUACCAAGGUUAACGACAUUCUCAUUAGCGACACCUUCCUCAAGAGCUUGGACGGCCUGAACGUUGCCUCCGUCGACUCCCUCCGUAUCAACAACAACAACCAGCUCGUUUCCUACAGCAACCAGCUGGCUAACGCCACCAAGACCAUCGAGAUCAACUCCAACGGCCCUGACCUGGGCAUCACCCUUCCCAACCUUAUCUGGGCCGGUGAGAUUAUUAUUGCCGAUGCCGCCAAGGUCCAGAUGGACUCCCUUGAGGUUGUCAACGGCUCCAUCAAGUUCGACAAGAACACCUUCACCGAGUUCAUCGCCCCCAACCUGACCGAGACGUCCGAUGGCGAUGUUUCCUUCAUCAACAACGUUGAGCUCACCAACCUGUCGCUGCCCCUUCUUACCAAGACCGGCGGUGGUCUGACCAUCCAGAACAACACCCUGCUCCAGAAGAUCGAUGGCCUUCCCGAGCUUAAGCAGAUUGGCGGCGCCGUCCUCCUCCGUGGCAACUUUACCGAGGUCGCCUUGCCCGCUCUUGAGGACGUCAAGGGUGCCUUCGACACCCAGUCCACCGGCAACAUUGACACCUCUUGCGACAUCUUCAACAAGAUGGACGGCCGCCAGAUCCAGGGUGACUACAAGUGCCGCUCCAACAACACCAAGGCCAACGAGGACGGCGACUCCAACGGCGGCAGCGCCGGCGGCUCCCAGAACGGUAGCGGCAGCGGCUCUGAAGGUGCUGCUGGCAUCGUCUCUGUCAACACCGCCCUUCUCGGCGCCGCCCUUCUUUUCGGGUUCGCUAAGCUGUUGUAAAAGGCUGACACCGGAUAACAUGGGCUCGGAUAAUGGUGGCGUUCUCCAUACAUCUUUCACUGUUUGUGCAAUUUCUUUACUGCAAUUCUGUUUUUACAGCUUGCGAAAAUCCUUCCCCCGCAUUCCCUAGACAGGGAAUCUCCUACGUACAAGGGGAACUUCUAGAUUUAAUACUGGACGACGGGUUGAGAUGUACCGGACCCUAGUCGACUUUUCACUCCUUUUGCGUGAUGAACCAAAAGCACCUACAGGCCAACGCGUCGCGUCGUUGCCAUCGCAUCGCUCGGCUCCGGCCUUGUCGCGCACAAUAUCAUCCCGACUGGACUAUUUUGGGAAUAGAGUUGGCCAAGCGGCAUGUCGGGGCUUGGAUGAUAGAUGGCGAAACACGAACGAUGGGAUGGCAGAUACCUGAUGGAAACAUGAGAUUGAGGGGGCAGGCGGAGGAUCAGGCAACGAAGAUAGAGAGGGUUGUGGUGUGUAUUGAAGAUCCAUGAUGUGUAUACCUU